UUCGAGUCUUUGACCCUUUCUUACAAAACAUUCACUAGCCAAUAAUUAAAUGUUUGUAUGUACAUUAGUUGGCUAUAUAUAUGUCUGAAUAGUUUGAACCUGGUUUACAUGUUCACAUGUUGUAGCGUGUACGUAUAUUAUUCCUUCCCAAUUUUUCUAGUGGGUUAAGAAUAUGAGAAAUGGAUAUCCCUUGGAAAUAGAAUCAAAGAUGUCUUGCGAGUCUUUAUUAAUCAAUGGGGAUGACUGACAAUUCUUUUUGAUUAUUGUAAUAAAUUUCAUAUUAUAUCAAAGAUCAUACGAGUGUUUAUUAACUAAUCACCAAGGCCGGCUACCAAUAACAACUAGUAAUUAUUAAAAUGGUGUCCAGGGAGAUUAAAUUUGUGUUUGACUAUAAAUUUGAAGUCGAAAUGUCUUAAUUAUGCAUUGCAGAAACAAAGAGAACAAAAAAAAUGGGACCAAAGGGUUGGUUUAUCCUCAAGCUUUUGAUGUUUCAAGGUCUUUUCAUUUCACAUUCCCAAGAACAAGAAGACUUUGAUUUCUUCUACUUAGUUCUUCAGUGGCCAGGAGCUUAUUGUGAUACAAAACGUAGUUGUUGCUAUCCAACAUCAGGUAAGCCUGCGGCAGAUUUUGGCAUCCACGGUCUUUGGCCUAAUUACAAAGAUGGUACAUAUCCAUCAAACUGCAAUCCCGACAGUGAAUUUGAUAAAUCUCAGAUAACGGACCUGGUAAGCAGUUUGAAAAAGACGUGGCCAACACUAGCCUGUCCGAGCAACGAAGGGUUCAAGUUUUGGAAGCACGAGUGGGAAAAACACGGUACAUGUUCUGAGUCAGUAAUGGACCAACAUGAGUACUUCGAAAAUUCUCUUAAACUCAGAGACAGAGCCAAUCUCCUUCAAGCCCUCACAAACUCCGGAAUCAAACCAGAUGAUAGAUUCUAUGAUCUUGAAAAGAUCAGAAAGGCGAUAAAAGAUGAGAUUGGGUUUACUCCAGGGAUUGAAUGCAACAAAGAUCCCGAACGUAACGACCAACUUCACCAAAUUUACAUUUGCGUCGAUACAUCAGGAACUGAGUUUAUCAAAUGUCCGAUUUUGCCUAGAGAAAGAUGUCCGUCUCGACUCCAGUUUGCGAAGUUUUAAUUAUAUCUUUCUUUCAGCGUGGCGAUCAUAAUUAUAUCUCAUGUUUUGGAAUAUUUUCUAAUCAUUUUAUCUUCUCCUUCCAGAGUCCAAAUUCAUGGGGACUCUAAAAUGUAAUGUGUUUUAUGUUACUUUAUCAAAAAUUGAAUAUGA
Brassica rapa (field mustard) is the source of this 1286-nucleotide messenger RNA. RefSeq names its product ribonuclease 3-like. Gene Ontology annotation, biological process: RNA catabolic process. Gene Ontology annotation, cellular component: extracellular region. Gene Ontology annotation, molecular function: RNA binding; ribonuclease T2 activity. NCBI's taxonomy places the organism in Eukaryota, Viridiplantae, Streptophyta, Magnoliopsida, Brassicales, Brassicaceae. The record is from RefSeq and is a predicted model, not a curated record.